AUGGAUUUUACCAACCCAUCUUCUUCCUCGUCUUCUCGUGGCAAUACCACUUUAGUUCAGGAGAAGAAGAGCAAAAAGAAGCAGCAGCAGCAGCAGCAGCAGCAGAACCAAGAGACAACGGGAAGGUUUCUGGGUGUUCGAAGGAGGCCGUGGGGACGAUACGCAGCAGAAAUAAGGGACCCAUCCACCAAAGAGAGGCAUUGGCUGGGCACCUUUGAUACCGCCGAAGAGGCCGCCUUGGCCUAUGACAGAGCCGCACGCUCCAUGCGAGGCUCACGAGCUCGCACCAACUUUGUCUACUCUGACAUGCCACCUGGCUCCUCAGUCACCUCCAUUAUCUCCCCUGACGAAUCAACUCUUCAUCGUCAAGACUUAGACAACCAACAGGUCCAACACCACCAGCCCUCCACACCCUUCGUCCCUCCCCCACAACACCACGAUCCCACCCCACAACAAUUAUUCUUCUCUCAAGACUCAUCCUCCUCCUCCGUUGCCGCCUCCGCUGACGGCAAUGCAUAUCAUUACUCCUCCGGCACUGUCGCUUCUGGAGGAGUUGUUGGCAGUGGUAGUGGGUCUGAUCAGUACUCAUCCUACCCCAACCAUUACUACGACAGCACGGACCUCCCCCCAUUUCCAUCUCAGGAUUCGGGCUAUGACGAGAUGGGCGGCGGGCAGGGGAGUUGGCCCGAUUCAACAAGUUUCUAUGGGGGGUUCGCAGAGUCAGAACAAUUGAGUAGUAGUACUGGGUUCGUGGACUCGAUGGGAAGUGGGUCGACGAUGACAUGCCUGGGUUUUGAUUCCACAGAGUUUGUUCACAGCCCACUCUUUGGGAGGAUGCCCCCUGUUUCUGAUAUUGUGCCAUCCGUUACUGAUGGUUUCGAUUUGGGUUCCUCCGCCUAUUUCUUCUAA
This is a messenger RNA of Macadamia integrifolia, 909 nucleotides long. Its product is annotated as ethylene-responsive transcription factor LEP-like. The coding region runs from base 1 to 909 and encodes 302 amino acids. Gene Ontology annotation, biological process: regulation of DNA-templated transcription. The transcript has a single exon. Gene Ontology annotation, molecular function: DNA binding; DNA-binding transcription factor activity. NCBI's taxonomy places the organism in Eukaryota, Viridiplantae, Streptophyta, Magnoliopsida, Proteales, Proteaceae. The record is from RefSeq and is a predicted model, not a curated record.